CUUGUUCCUCCUUCGGUUGUGUGGCAGCGAGUGACAAGCACAUCCAGUGGCUCCUGGGGGCGGAUGGCGAUGUCUGGGUCUGGAUCAUGGGAGAGGGCCCUGGCGACAGGCCCUAUGAAGAGAUCUCGGAGGAGCUGAUUGCAGAGAGGGCGCGGCUGCAGGCACAGAGGGAGGCUGAGGAGCUCUGGAGACAGAAGGAGGCAGAAAUCACCAAGAAGUUCCGGGAUGCUCUUGCCAAUGAGAAAGCCCGCAUCCUCGCGGAGAAGUGGAAGGUGGAGAUGGAGGACCGCAAGGCAGCCAAAGUCCUGGAGGAGCGCAUCCAUGAGGAAUUCAAGAGGAAAGAGGCAGAAGAGAGGAAGCAGGGAGAAGAGCAGAUUCGCCUCCAGGAAGAGCAGAGGGCGAAGGAACUCUACUGGAGCCUGAAGCAGGCCCAGCUGCAGAGCCAAGCCAGCGAGAAGGAGGAACGCGAGUGGGAAGAGCAGCUGCGCAGGUCCAAGGUGGCUGACGAGGAGAGGAGCCGCCGAGCCCAGCGCGCCCGCGACGAGUACCGGCGCCACUCGCUCCGCGCCAUCCAGAAGGGCACGGUCGCCGGCCUCAGCUCCAGGUUCCGAGAGCUUGGCCAGAGCCACGAGCAGGAGGCCAGACUCUACCACCACCUGCCAGGCCCGGGGCCGCCGCCACCCCUCGCCGUGCCCGUCGGGACUUGGGAGCGCCCACUGCGUCCUGUCUCCAGAGAAGUCACAGUCCGCUGGUUUAAGGAGGAGCAGCUGCCUCGCCGAGCUGGCUUUGAGAGGAACACCAAAUCCAUUGCUCCCUGGUUCCAUGGAAUUAUUAGCCGAGAAGAUGCAGAAGGUCUCCUUGAGAACAUGACUGAGGGAGCAUUUCUGGUCCGGGUCAGUGAGAAAAUCUGGGGUUACACCCUCUCCUACCGCCUGCAGAAAGGGUUCAAGCACUUUCUUGUGGAUGCCUCUGGGGAUUUUUACAGCUUCCUGGGCGUGGACCCCAACCGCCAUGCAACACUCACUGAUCUCAUUGACUUCCACAAGGAGGAAAUUAUCACUGUUUCAGGGGGAGAGUUGCUGCAGGAACCCUGUGGACAGAGGGACAGCCCGCCAGACUACCAUCUGUUGUUUGAAUGAUUUUUUUCCCUUACCAGUUGGACUCCUUUGGGCAUCCUGUUUUUUUGAACUCAAGAAUGUCCCAGCUCAAAUCCUUGUGGCCUUCUGGAAGACCCAUUGCCACUGCUAGGGUUAAGUAGAGUUGAAUAUCUAAAGGGAUGUGAAAUAUAUAGCAUGUGUGCUACUGGUCCCCAUCCCCGAGCCCAGGACAGAAAUUGCUAAUAGUUCAUGCAACUCUCUCAUGAGGAGUUCAGAUUUGACCUCAGAAGAUGAAGCCUGUUAGUCACGGCUGCCCUAAGCUGAGCCCCUGGAGCCCACGGAUCAUGUUUUAAUAAUCCAAAAAAUUCUUUUGCCGAACUCUGAAUUUAACACAUGGUAGACAUUCAAUAAAUGUUUGUUGAAUGAAUGCACUUCUUUUGAAAGUCUUCCAAUACUGAUCAGCAAUGAUUUCUAGUUAAGUUAUGUCCUACUUGUCACUAUUUAUAAAGUUGUG
This is a messenger RNA of Manis pentadactyla (Chinese pangolin), 1611 nucleotides long. RefSeq names its product SH2 domain containing 4B (gene SH2D4B). Lineage: Eukaryota; Metazoa; Chordata; Mammalia; Pholidota; Manidae. The transcript is spliced from 7 exons. The record is from RefSeq and is a predicted model, not a curated record. The coding region runs from base 87 to 1139 and encodes 350 amino acids. Gene Ontology annotation, cellular component: cytoplasm.